Messenger RNA from Strongyloides ratti, 909 nucleotides. Its product is annotated as Delta(3,5)-Delta(2,4)-dienoyl-CoA isomerase, mitochondrial. The transcript is spliced from 2 exons. Gene Ontology annotation, cellular component: mitochondrion. The coding region runs from base 1 to 909 and encodes 302 amino acids. Lineage: Eukaryota; Metazoa; Nematoda; Chromadorea; Rhabditida; Strongyloididae. The record is from RefSeq and is a predicted model, not a curated record. Gene Ontology annotation, molecular function: delta(3,5)-delta(2,4)-dienoyl-CoA isomerase activity.
AUGUUAUGUAAACAUAUGGUAAAACAUUAUUGUUCUAAAUCAUUUUCUAGAAGUAUUUCAAUUUCUAAACUUGAAAAACCAAUAUUAAAAGAUAUUAAUCUUAAUGAGGUAAAACCUAGUGUUUUUAAUGUUGAACUUAAUAGAGCCAAACAAAUGAAUACUUUUACACCUGAAUUUUGGUUUGAACUUAAAUCAGUAAUAACUUAUUUAUCUCAAUACUCGGGUUGUAGAUCAAUUGUUCUUAGUGGAGCUGGAAAAUCAUUUACAUCAGGUAUUGAUUUAAAGGAAGCUUUAUCACAAGUUACGGAUUUAUUAAAUGAUUCAACAUUAGAUAUUGCUAGAAAAGGACGUAUAUUAAUGAAUAUUAUUGGAGAAAUUCAAGAUUGUUAUUCAAUAUUAGAAAGAUGUCCAAAACCCAUAAUUAGUUCUAUUCAUUCUCAUUGUAUUGGUGCUGGAGUAAAUAUGAUUUGUGGAACAGAUAUUAGAUAUGCCUCAAAAGAUGCCAUUUUUAAUAUUAAAGAAGUUGAUGUUGGGAUGACUGCUGAUAUUGGAGUAUUGAAUAGAAUUCAAAAAAUUGUUGGUAAUGAUUCAUUAACAAGAGAACUUUCAUAUACAGCUAGAGAUUUCAAUGCAGAUGAGGCAUUAAAACUUGGUUUAAUAUCAAAAAUUUUUGACAACAAACAAGAUUGUUUUGAAGGUGCUAUAGAAACAGCCAAAUUAAUUGCUGAAAAAAGUCCAGUAGGUGUUCAGGGAACAAAAAUAGCUCUUAAUCAUGCAAGAAAUCAUAGUAUUGAGGAUUCAUUAGAGUUUAUUAAAAUUUGGAAUGCUUCACAAUUAUUAACUGAAGAUUUAGAAGUUGCUGCUAAAGGUUUUUUAACAAAGAAAAAAGUUUCUUUUAAUAAUGUUUAA